Molecule: messenger RNA, 1200 nt
Organism: Penicilliopsis zonata CBS 506.65
Lineage: Eukaryota; Fungi; Ascomycota; Eurotiomycetes; Eurotiales; Aspergillaceae
Exons: 1
Coding region: 198-1100 (300 amino acids)
Cellular component (GO): cytoplasm; nucleus
Source: RefSeq, a predicted model, not a curated record
UUCGCUAUCAGACGGUCUUAUCAAUAUCACACACUGAGCCUGCGAACUUCAUGCAUUUCCUUUCCUGGUUUCCUCCAGUUUCUUGCUACUCGUAUAUGGCAGCUCGGCUUUCGCCUCUAAUACCAUCCGGUUAUUUCCAUCUUCUCGCGCAUACCCACAGUCACACACUACGCCCUUCCAGUCGAUCGUUGACCACCAUGCCUUCCCCGUCCCGGUCCACCCCCGGCGACAAACAGCCGCUCAAGAUCCUCAUGCUCCAUGGCUUCACGCAGUCCGGGUCGCUAUUCCACGCCAAGAGCCGUGCGCUCACCAAGCACAUCCAAAAGAACUUCCCCCUGCAUGAAGUCGUGCCUGUUUACCCGACCGGACCGAUUCGUCUCGACCCCGCAGAUAUCCCAGGAUACACCCCCUCCGAGGGCGCAGACGGGCAGGAAAAGGACCAGGCGGAGCAGAUGGAAGCUUACGGCUGGUUCCGUCGCUCCAACGCAGGCAACCCCCCGCUUUACCUCGGUCUGGAGGAUGGUCUCGCAUCGGUGGCGGAGGUCCUUCGCAAGGAAGGGCCCUUUGACGGAGUCAUCGGUUUCUCGCAGGGCGCCGCCAUGGCCGCCAUGGUCGCCAGUUUGCUUGAAACCGGGCGCAAACAGGCCUUUGACUACUUUUCAUCAGAUGCGACCAUAGCCUCCAAGGGAUUCGACGUGCCGGACAAUAAGCCCGUCGCAGGCUUUACUUUUCCCCCUUCCUUCGACUCAUCCUUCCACCCGCCCUUCAAGUUUGCUAUCUGCUACAGCGGCUUUCGCUCCCCGGGGCCCAGAUACCGUGCCUUUUACGAGCGUCCAGCGCUGCAGACGCCGAUCCUGCACGUCCUAGGUUCGCUCGACGCGGUGGUUGAAGAGAGUCGCAGUCGUGCGCUGAUCGAGGCGUGCGCCGGCGAUCCGGAAAAGGAAGGCAGAAUUGUCAAUCAUCCUGGUGGCCAUUUCCUGCCCAGCCAGCGGCCGUACCUUGAUGCCGCGGUCCGGUUCAUUCGGGAGGAGCUCGAUAAAACGAACCAACCCGGGGACCAAGUAGAGGAGGAUGUGAAUGAUAUGGAUGUGCCGUUUUAGAAUGGAGGCUUAAUACCCAACCUCGCAUAUAGAUUAUCCAUAGAGUACAUAUACUGCAUAUAUUACUGGUCCACGCUCAUUAAACGGCAGGAACUGAUGA